This is a messenger RNA of Scophthalmus maximus (turbot), 1003 nucleotides long. RefSeq names its product folate receptor (gene folr). Gene Ontology annotation, molecular function: signaling receptor activity. The coding region runs from base 208 to 936 and encodes 242 amino acids. The record is from RefSeq and is a predicted model, not a curated record. The transcript is spliced from 5 exons. Gene Ontology annotation, cellular component: external side of plasma membrane. Lineage: Eukaryota; Metazoa; Chordata; Actinopteri; Pleuronectiformes; Scophthalmidae.
CCACCCUAUUUUCAGUCACACUCUGCUAACCCACACACACUCACACACACAGACACACUUAUGCACAGAUGUACGUCUCCUAGCCGUAAUCUUGUUUUGUCUUGUCAAGUGUGUAAAAGGUGACUGGAGCUACUAAUUUGUGGGAAAUCCAUUCAGGAAGGAAUCAUUACAGAGUCAACAAGGCCUCAAGCUCUCUCCUGCAGAGCCAUGUGGGUGUUCCUUUCCUUGCUGAUAGCCCUCUCCGGCGGCGCUCUAUCUCUUGACAAACUCAACAUGUGUAUGGAUGGCAAACACCACAAAGUAGAGCCUGGCCGUGAGGGAGACCUUUACAAGCAGUGUUCUCCCUGGCGUGACAAUGCAUGUUGCACAGCUAAUACCAGCACAGAAGCCCACAACGAUAACUCCUACCUGUACAACUUCAACUGGGAUCACUGCGGCGCUAUGAGCCCCAAGUGCAAGAAUCAUUUCAUCCAGGACACAUGCUUCUACGAGUGCUCGCCACACUUGGGACCCUGGAUACAAAAGGUGGACCAGAGCUGGCGUAGGGAGCGUAUCGUGAAUGUGCCUCUGUGUAUGGAGGACUGUCACGAUUGGUGGGAAGACUGCAAGAACGAUACCACCUGCAAGACUGAUUGGCACACGGGAUGGGACUGGAGCUCAGGCAAUAACAAAUGCCCUGAGGGCAGCAAGUGCAGCAAGUGGACCGACGUUUUCCCCACGCCAAAGUCCAUGUGUGAACAAAUUUGGUCCAACUCCUACCUUUAUACCACCGACUCCAAAACCUCAGGCCGCUGCAUGCAGCUCUGGUUCACUGGGCCGAACCCCAACAAGAAAGUUGCUGAGUAUUACCUUAACAAUGCUCAGCAACACCAAGGCUUUAACUUGACGGUGCUACUUUGCCUGGCUGUUGCAUUAUUCUCUAUAAGGAUGUACUAACAUGUUGUCCUUAUCAUGUUAUCGUUUGUCACCUUAGCGGUACCAAUAAAACUGAUUUAAAAUACUC